Messenger RNA from Engraulis encrasicolus (European anchovy), 1907 nucleotides. RefSeq lists its product as uncharacterized. The transcript is spliced from 12 exons. The record is from RefSeq and is a predicted model, not a curated record. NCBI's taxonomy places the organism in Eukaryota, Metazoa, Chordata, Actinopteri, Clupeiformes, Engraulidae. The annotation marks the transcript as partial.
ACAAGAGCUGUAGAAAUAUGAGGUUGUGAGGCCUUGGAGCAGGUGCAGUCAAUCAGCAAAGAGUGCAAGAGUAAUCUUGUCACGUUUCAACAACAGAAAAGACUAAUUUUUGGGGGAAUUACAGUUCCUCACCCCGUGGACACAACAAAACGAAUGGGGAGAGAUCAAUUGGACACACCUUCAAGGGAGCCAUGAAUAAUCAUUCGAGUGUAACCUCAGAUGCACUGCAGUCUGCCUCAUCUAAUGGGAGUGCACACAUCCUCCAGGCAGAUUUGUCCAAUCAGAAAGCUGACAUCUUCCUGGCUCCAAUAUCACAGGAGAAUACAGACAUUUCACAGGAUGUCACCUCCAGUGUGAAUAUAACCAGAGACGCUGGAACUUCUUCUCCCAUAACCCAUGUUGACAUUUUCCAACCCAUCCCUUCCAUUUUGGACACACCCCUCACAGAAAAUGCUCCCUCAACUGGGUCCUUUGAUACUUUUCAAAGCACACCAUGUGUCCAGAAACCAAAACCAGAAGUCCAAAAGACACCAGGGUCUCCAUUUGUAGAUCUUAAAUCCAACUCUGCAUGUAACCAAAAUACACCAAAAUCAGAAGUCUCCAAUAAUUCACAACAGAACGAUUCACCAGACCACAAUACCAGCUGGUUACAAGGCAUUGUCAUGUCCCCUCCCUGUGAAUUCUCAGACACCAGUGAAACCCAGUCUUCCAUGAACAACGGUCCGGAACCAUUUUCUGGAACCUCAGCCUCCAGUCCCCAGGUUGACAUCUUCCAACCUCUCUCCAACACCAAUGUGGAGGCACCUAUCACAGAAGUCAAGACCCCCAGUCAAACUAUAGAGGUUUACCAAAGCCCACUGUUCAGCCAAGACACUGACGUCUGUGACAAACCAAAGCAGGAACAACCAAAUACUCUCAGGUUGUGCCUCAGGAAUAAUGUCUCAUUUUCUGAAAAGACACCCUCCCCUGGGUCAUUAGAUGCCUACCAGAUUCCAUCUACCACCAGGGAACUAAAGUUUGACUCGAUCCCAAAUGGUGACAUCUCUCGAGAGCAUGUCUCAGCUACUUCAUUAUCCACAGUGACCCCUGACGAGCCUCCAUUGACCCACUCCUCCAUCUUCCAUUCUAUGCCAAUUUUUCAGGUCCUGUCCUCAGGCCAAGCAUCUGCCAACCCUUGCCACCAGCCUAUACCCAAUGGAAAAUCCAACUUUGCGAGGGCUAAGAAUGCUACUGAAAAUUUGCCCUCUGACAAGAAGAUGAACACUGUAUCCACACCUGGUGGCAUAAUGCAAGAGAACAAUUCAUCAUAUAUGACCAAUCAGAUAUUCUCCUCAUCUUCCUCUCAGGAAAACGCUCCAUCCACAGGCACAUGGUCUGAGUUUUCACAGGUUUUACCUGGAGCUCCUAAGGCAGCCUUGAUACCUAAGGUUUCUUUCCACUCACUAGCACAGGAGGAACCAGGUCUUGGAGAGGAGGGAUCCCCAUUAUAUGUGAACAUUGAGUUCACCGGUGAGGAGCGAUGUAUUGAAGACUGGCCAGAAGACAGCCCUCAACUUGCCUCCAACUGGAAACCAUCUGGGACAUUCCGUCUGAGGAGGGAGUCACUUGUGGAAAAAGGAAAUGGAACCAACGGCAGCGUCAAAAGUGGAAGGACGUCAUUGAAAAAGCUGACUUUGUCAGUUUCUACUCGUAGAAGAUCAAAGAGUAAGAAGCAGAAGCUCAAAGGCCCUCAAGUUCUUCGUAGAAAGUCAAAGGAGAAGCUGAGCGUUGGUGACAACACACCAGACGACAUCUCUGAGGGGCCUGAGGGGAAAAGAACAGGAAGUCAUGAUUUGCCUACAAGUCCCACCAUGCAACUGAUUGGUGUUGAGAUGGAUGACAGUGUGUUUUCCCCCAUUAUACCUGAG